CUUCCUCCUGGUGUUAGUCUCUAAUCGCAAGAUAUGACACAACGUACCUGGGCGAACACGGCCAGAACCACCAAAGGAUGAAGGAAGAUGCCUCGCUUCCUGACUCCCGCAAAGAUUGCGCUGCUGGCGCUGGCCGACCUGUACCUCGCCGGUGAGAUCCCCGCCAGCGCCAAACUCGCGGUGCUCACCUUUCUUGCCUCUCAAAUCAACCCAUCUUCCGACUUUCCCGAUGGAAUGAUCGAACAACGCUUGCAGUGCUCGAACGGCGACCUAGAAACACUCGCGAAGACUCUGUCAAAGUGGGGAUUGGACGUACCCGGCCGGACCAUCUACGAUCGCCUUCUCCGCCAGUUGUGGGCAUUGAACGAUCUCGAUGCACUCUUCGUCCUCUUUAGGCGUCUCUCCGACUUGCUCACCGUAUCCGCUCCAACAUCUGGCGUAGUCGUCCCUCCCCGAGUUUCUCGCGCCUCUCCGCUCGGCCAAUUCAUUCGGCGAAGUUGCUAUGAGUUUGAGCGUAUCCAAUUCGCCGAUGUGCAAAAGCUAUGGUCAGCAUUUGUAGCAUACCGAGCACCCUCGUACCGGACAUGGGCCGAAAGAAAUGCAGACGCUGCUCGCCUGGCCGCUCACCUCGAAACCCUUCAUCUAAACAUCCCCGAGCAGCCGUUAGCAGAACACACAAGCACUCACGACGUCAAUGACAUUCUCAACCUGUCUAUCCAACAUCUCCAGAAACUCGGCACGCGCGUCCCCUCGGCCGUUCAUGCUCGUCUGCGAGACUGGUACGAAGCACAGGAUGAUGCAAACGCACAGUCGCUGCGUCACUUCAUGGCGUUCUUUGAGCACUGGCGAGCGGCACAGAUGUCGAUGGCGUUGGAGAGUCUGCAUCAGUACUUUGAUCUGUCACUCGGUGCGAAUCGGGGUGGUGAUGAGUUGAGAGCGUACUUUCAGUAUGCCCAGUUGCAUCAGAGCGUCCUGUAUGCGGACUUUGAGUGCUGGGAGGAGAGUGUGGAGGCGAUGAGGGAGUGUAUUGGCACAGCCCGAGAGAAUCAAGACACAGCAUGUCUCAACUUCGCCCUAUCGUGGCUGCUCCAUCUUCGCCAAGUGCAUCCAGACGACAGCACCGUGUCCUUCGAGAGCCUGAUCAGGCUUCUCGGCGGGAGCACAGAGCAUGACGAGAUUGCGUUUCUGAAGGUGAAAGCCAGAGAGAUGAAGCACUGGACGUUGAUGAGUAGCACGUUGCUGGAGGAGGCGAAGUUGGAGAUGUACAGCGGUGGCAACAUCAAUCGAGCAUUCGAGCACAUCCUGCAAGCCAUGUACCUGAAUAUGCAACAUGAUCAACGCACCUUGAUGCCGGCAGCAAGCUUGUUUGAAAGCGCCAGUUAUGAGCGCCUCGGGCAAUCGCGCUUGGCUUACCGCAUCUGCGAGAGUGCGCCGCUCCUUCACGCCCCUUAUGCUCCUCUCAGUGACCAGGUCCGAGCAACUUGCCGUACAGCGCAUGUCCUUUCGCAGGCCGGGCACUUCAGUACUGCAGAGAGGGAGCUGGAGAAGUUAGAGCAUGAUGUGAAAGGAGUGACCAAAUUGCAGGAUCGCAUCACGAUCCGCAAAGCACUGGUGCGAGUCAAGCGCCAAAUUCACCGGGAGCGACUCCAAGAGGCUAGCAAACUACUGCGCGAACUCCGUCCGUGUCGGACAUCAGGCGGAUCGGAGGCGGAUUUCGACAUCAGCUUGAUGGAGAUCGAGCUUCUCAUGAAAUCGAAAAAUCACGAAAAGGCACUCGAGAUUGUGAGUGACUUGAUCAAGAAGCGGAAAGCAGCAAGAGUCACAGACAUUGCCGAACGACUGCAUCUGCUCAUCCUCAAGAGCAAGAUCUAUGCGGCAGCCGGCCAGCAUGCGAAAGGCUUCUCGAUUGUGCUACGAGCGGCAUCGACAAGUGAGCGCCACGCUCUGAUGUCCGUACUUGUAGACGCUUUGGCAGUAUUGAGCAGCAUUCUUACAGCCUUGGGCGAGUCUGAAGCUGCUCGACAGCUGGCAGAAGCGGCUCUGCCACACGCUCUGAGUGGCGCCAAUGCUCAGUUGCAAGCCGAGCUGUUUUCGACGCUGGCAGAUGCAAACGUCGGCUUGGCUGGCAAGCAAGUCCGCAAUUCACACGACCAGCUGCAAUUGCUAGGCCUUGCCAUCACUGCCGUGGAAAGAAGUCGAGCGAUAUAUGCCCAGCUGAGCGAUGUCUCGGGAAUGUCACUUUGUCUGACGAAGAAAGCAAGGCUGGAGAGAGCCAGCGGUGAUGGUGAAGCUGCGGCAGCGACUGAUGAGAUGCACACGCAAUUGUUGAUUGAUGCCGACAGUACUUAUGCAGAUGGAGCGGAUGCAGAAGGCGAUGUUGUUAUUUGAGGCAUCGAAGCCCGCAGCCUUGUGCUUGUGCAUGCCCGACCCCCGUUUAGGCGUGUGCAUACUUCAGCACGACAUGACCAAAUAUACCCGCUCCUCAACGACACCUUCCCAAGUCGAAGUUUUUGAAAAGUGAAUGGACA
Messenger RNA from Neohortaea acidophila, 2528 nucleotides. RefSeq names its product anaphase-promoting complex subunit 5-domain-containing protein. The coding region runs from base 88 to 2388 and encodes 766 amino acids. The transcript is spliced from 8 exons. Gene Ontology annotation, biological process: positive regulation of mitotic metaphase/anaphase transition; protein K11-linked ubiquitination; anaphase-promoting complex-dependent catabolic process. Lineage: Eukaryota; Fungi; Ascomycota; Dothideomycetes; Mycosphaerellales; Teratosphaeriaceae. The record is from RefSeq and is a predicted model, not a curated record. Gene Ontology annotation, cellular component: anaphase-promoting complex.